AUGGCACCUUACCUCAUUCGCAAGUCAUCUCAACGUGCGCGGAAGACGCCACUGAAGGCUGGGAUCAAGGAAUUUGAUCAUUGCGAUCUACAAGAUCUGCAUCCGUCGUCGCCGUUCGCGAGUGGCACACAGUCGCUGUCAAGCUCUUCCGACACCGUCCCCUCCUCUCCUCCAUCGAGCGCCGGUAGUCCGGACUAUUGCCCACCCUCGCCCUCCCUAUCUUCUUGCUCGUCGGACUACGAGCCUUCAGCGCCUCCGCGGCGCUCGCGGAAGACGGCGUCUGCGCGCAACAGACAGGACUCGCACAAGAAUCCCGCGUCUGGGAGGGUUCGCCGACCACCGAAUGCGUUCAUCAUUUUCCGCUCUAAUGUAUGCAAGAAGACUAAGGUCAAGGGCCCAGCUACAAAAAACAACCAGACCACGACCAGCUGUGCGGCAGCUAUACUAUGGAACAGCUUGUCCGAUGCGGAAAAAGCGCCGUGGGCAACACGGGCCGCGGAGGCCAAAGCGCAGCAUAAGCUGCAACACCCAGACUACAAAUAUACGCCCGGAAAGUCCCACAAGGCUAGGUCGGGGAAACGGGGGCCGCGGCCAACCAAGCUAGAGAUUAGUCGCUCCGAAACGAUGGCAAAGCUACUUGGACAAGGUUUCGAGGGCGCCGAGCUCAACAGGCGUUUGGAGCUCAUCUAUGGCGACGCGAACAGCCCCCUUCCUAGCUCGCCUCGUACGCGAGGGCCCCACGUUUCCCAGUCAACCUCAAAGCGCGCGACGAAGUCGCGGACCACUAAAGUCUCAGAUUUCGAGGGCGACUUCCAGCCCGAGGUCGCUUUUGAAAACAUGCAUAUCUCGGACAUGGCGACCCCUGAGCUCGUCGCGUCGUCGCCGGAUUCGGACGACGGGCAGCUGCUCCAAGAAGUCUCGACUCCGAGCUCCUCUGUCUCUAAUGAGAUACAGGGUCAAACGGUAAAAGAGGUGGGAGGCUCGCUUGUCGACGCUGCCGAAGAAUCCAUGCUCGUCGACGGCCAAUCGCUUAUCUUCUUUGACGGCUUCGCGCAAGGGUCCCCGUUAUUGACGUCUCUUUCAAUAUCCAUCGCACCGAUUGACUUCGAGAACAUGAAUAGCCAGUCCGACUUAUUCAGCAUGGAAUCGGCAUUCUACGAUGAUGGUCACUUGGAGAAGCUCGUUCACCCUCUCAUCGACGAGCACGCAGCGAACGCUGUAACGGACAUUGACUUCAGUGAAUGGAUCAAUGACCCCGCUAUCUAA
This is a messenger RNA of Postia placenta MAD-698-R-SB12, 1266 nucleotides long. RefSeq lists its product as hypothetical. The transcript is spliced from 3 exons. Lineage: Eukaryota; Fungi; Basidiomycota; Agaricomycetes; Polyporales; Adustoporiaceae. Bases 1 to 1266 code for a protein of 421 amino acids. The record is from RefSeq and is a predicted model, not a curated record. Gene Ontology annotation, molecular function: RNA polymerase II cis-regulatory region sequence-specific DNA binding; DNA-binding transcription factor activity, RNA polymerase II-specific. Gene Ontology annotation, biological process: regulation of DNA-templated transcription; cell differentiation; anatomical structure morphogenesis.